Symbiodinium natans is the source of this 3339-nucleotide messenger RNA. Lineage: Eukaryota; Dinophyceae; Suessiales; Symbiodiniaceae. The record is from the annotation of a GenBank genome assembly.
AUGUCCCAGGCAAUAACAGUGCUUACCGCAUUGUCUUUGGCAUUGCUCCUGCCCUACCUGGCCUGCCGUGGUGUGCCCCAAGAUUGUCUGCCAAAAGCACGAACAACCGGCAUGACCAUGGUGACUCAGCUGGUCCUGGCAAUGACAAUGCUCUUGGACUAUUCCUGCACGGACCAAUACCAGCCAAACAUGCCCGACAUCGCCAGGGAUUUGAAAGUGUCUCCAACUGCAAUGGGGUCCACCAUUCAGGUCCAUCUUCUCAGCUGCGCUCUUGGAAUACUGGUUGUCGGCCCGCUCUCGGACCAAAUCGGCAGAAGACCAGUAAUAUUGAUUUGUCAAGUAAUGCAAGCCAUCAGCACCUUCACUUGCAUGUGCGCCACCAAUCUGGCCUGGUUCAUGGCUGGGCGUGUGAUCCAAGGCUUGGCAGCCUCUGUGUACGUCGUCAUUCUCGCAAGCAUGCGUGACUGCUUUGACGACCCGGCCAGCAGGCAGCAGGCAAUGGGUAGAAUGUUGUUUCUCAUGCAGAUCGGCCCGAUCUUCGCCCCGGUUGUUGGAGGGUUCCUGGCCUCUGCAUUUGGCUGGAGAUUUCCCUUUGGCUUGUUGGCUCUUCUAGCAGUUCUGGCGGCAUGUGUGAGCUGGCAAGUGUUCCACGAGACUGCCGCUGCACGUCCGCAAUGCAACAACCUAGCUGGGGACAUCUAUCACAUACUCAGCAGCCACAGGCGGCUUUCAAUUCUCGCGUGUGUUGGGACGACCAAGAGCUUGUUCGACCUGGUCAUUUCCACCAAUGCCUUUAUUCUCCAAGAUCGCUUCGGCCAGACAGUGAAGCAGACAUCAGUAUAUACGGCCGCAUUCGCUGUGGCCGUAGCGCUGGGCUCGGUGGUGGCAAGCAGGCUGCAUGUAGAGCCUGCGUCCGUGCUUCGAAUGUUUAUGCCGCUGCUGCUGUUUGCUGCAUUGGUGCUGGUUCUGGCCGGCAUACACUCAGACAGCAUCAUAUGGUACCUGUCCAGCAUCUCGUUCCUGCAGUUCGUAGUCUUCCCUCCCAUCAUCGCAUACCAUGCCGAGUUUUCAAGGGAUCUUCGUGAGCUGGCUGGCACAGCCACCAGUGUCGACCUGUCUUCCCAGUACAUGCUGAGCUCGCUGGUUUCCAUGGCGGGCCUCAGUGUUUCCCAGGGCAGUACAAGCUCCCUGCUUUUUGUGCUUGCUGGGACUGUGUUGGUAACUGAAUUGAUCACAGCUACGGGCAUCCACCCGCAAGCAAGUGACGUUGACAAAGCAUGUCCGCCGGAGGAGUCUGUGCAACAGGUUGCAGACGACCGCGGCCUUUCGCCUUUGGCCGUGGCGGCGUCCACACGCCGUGCACAGACCCUGGGCACGGUGCGCGUCCUCGUGGGCGCCGGGGCGGAGCCGCUCCAGGUGCUGAGGAAGAUGGAUCGUGAACAUGCGGGUGACGCCAUGGCCGGUGGGAUCAAGAAUGUCCUGGUUCGCGGCGCCCUGAUGGGACCCGUCUGGCGCCGGCUGGAGAAGCUGAUUACCGAGGCUGGUGGCAAGGUGAGCAAGGGCGAGUUCGAGGAGUCAGGGCCCACGCAAGGAUUCAUGCGGCUCCGUGCUGCAGGGCUUCAUUGGCCCAAAUGCGCAGGGCCGCAGGCUGUCCCGGCUGAGUGGGCAAUGGGGGAGAGCCAUGUGCAGGCCGAAGGGGUUCUUGCCCCUGAAAGCUUGGCAGAGCCGGCAGAGCUGGAGUGCGCGUCUUGUGCCGAAAGCCUACCAAGGGAGUGCUUCUCUGGGUCACAGUGGCGAAAAGGCGACCGUGCCCGCUGCAAGACCUGCAUUCGAGCGGCCAAGGAUCCACCGGAGAUCGUCGACCCAAGGUUGCGAGCGUUCGUGGACGAAUGCCGGGCUGCCAAGGAGGAGUACAAGCAGUCCCAAACAGAGAUCAUCAGCCGCGUGAACUCCUGGAUUUGGUUGGGUGGUGCCCUCCGCCAACCAUCGCUUGAUUUGCAUGAGGCUGGCGGGAUGAUUUGUGCAGCUGUCGAGCGCAACAUCACCCCCGUGCUGCGUGAGCUCUUUCCGGUUGAGAGGCGCUUGGUCUUGAACUUGGACGAUAAGGGCAGUGAGCAAGAUUGGCCUGAAGCACUAGACUCCGCGGUCCUCUUCGCUCGCGACGCGAGGAGGCAGGAUGACCGUCCCUUAUACGUCUUUUGUGCGCUGGGAUGCAACCGCUCUGUAGUAGUAGUCGUGGCACUUCUCAUGGCCAUUGAGGAGAUGUCAUUAGAUGCCGCGCUUCAGCUUGUCAGAGCUCAAAGGCCCUGUAUCCGGCCGAAGUACGUACGGGUGCUUGCAGAGUAUGAGGAAGCUUCGAAAGGGGCACUCACAAUGACAUGCAUCAUGGAACAGAGUGCUUUGGGCGCCUUGCGUCCGUCUUUGCUGCAAGAGCCGUUGCAGAAGGCACUGUACAGGAUACUGGUUGAGCUCCACUGUGCCAAGGUGUCAAAAUAUCUGCUGCAAGCUUUGGAAGCAGCCCAGGACGCGUGGACGAGUGACGAGAUCUGGAAGCUCUUGUCGACUGCAGAGAAGACCUCACGCAGGAGAAAGAGCUCUCUCCAGCACAAGGUGCACCUUGCGGGAGCGGAGGAUGACUGGCGAAAGCGUGUCGUCUCCCCCGAGCCCGAUGGUGACACUGUGGAUGUAGCCGCGACAAAAGCUCUCCAGGCCCUUCUGGCUUCAAACGAGCAAGGCUCCCUGCCGCAGAAAGGCUACCCCAGGCCGUCUGCCUCCCCAACUUCACCGUUCUCCCUGAGCCCGAAAACGGUGCGCACGGACAGCGAGUGCUUAGAAACUGCCAGCUCUACCGUUUCCAGCCCCAAGGCCGUGCUCAGCGGAUCGCAGUCUGAGGAGGCGCUUCGGCCCCUUCCUCGCCGCCCGCCGCGGCCGCGGCGCCAGAACCAACGUGGUGAUGAGCCACGUUGCCAUGAUGGCGGCAGGGCAACAUCAAUGAGAAGCUUUCGUGCGACGGCCCGCUCGCUGUCCUUGGGCGCCAGCGCUGUGUUGCAAAAUGCACGCCAUCCAUCUCCUGGUGCAGCUAUGUCGCGCUCACCACGCGAGGUGACCACUACUUCAGGCCGUCGUGCAAAAUCUUCGAAUCUGGCCUCGGCCAUUCCCAAGGAAGCACCGCCGGCAGAAACCACGGCUGGAGGGAAGAUCCAGACCUUUCGCGGUGUUCGGCCUCGCUACCUGGACCACCUCGCAGGUGACUCCCGGGACUUCGCCGCAGGCGCACUGCGGCCACCGCGGAAGAGCAGCCGAGGGCCAUCACGGACUGCAGCCCUGGACAUGGCCUGA